Molecule: messenger RNA, 2264 nt
Organism: Salvia miltiorrhiza (redroot sage)
Lineage: Eukaryota; Viridiplantae; Streptophyta; Magnoliopsida; Lamiales; Lamiaceae
Product: F-box protein SKIP2-like
Exons: 1
Coding region: 394-2010 (538 amino acids)
Biological process (GO): SCF-dependent proteasomal ubiquitin-dependent protein catabolic process
Cellular component (GO): SCF ubiquitin ligase complex
Molecular function (GO): protein binding
Source: RefSeq, a predicted model, not a curated record
UAUUUUAAUAAUAAUAUUCUUUUUCUUAUGAUAGAAUCGUAUAUUUUAUUACUCUGAAAAUGUUUUACUAAUAUAUUUCGUUGGCUUAAUAUCAAUUUGUUUGUAAUUUCUGGCAUAUAUAUUCACGACAACUGAGUUUUCAAAUGCAGCUUAGUCUGGCCGUGGCACCGACGCGCCGCCCCCACAACCACGCUUUUGACGGGUCAAAUUUGAUUUAUCAUCAUUAUUCAUUCAUACAAAUACGUUAUCAUCAACCACCAUUAUUAAUUCAUCGCAACAAUUUAAAUCCUCCCCAAAAACAAUCUGAUAAUUUUAUCCCCGAAACCACCUCUCCACCUCCAAAUUCGCUUCUCACCAUCCGGCGGCGCGUGUCAUUGACGAGCCAUCGUGGAAAUGGGCCAGAACACCUCUGCCCAUGGCUAUUCCUCCGGUGGCUCGGCCUGUAUCGCCGAUCUCAGCCUCUCUCCUCACCACGACAACAUCUCCUCCUCCGAUUCCACUCCGCCGCCUCCCGACAGCGGUUCCUCGAAUCAGGAACAAGACUAUACGUCGGAGAUCCCCGAUGAAUGCCUAGCCCUAAUCUUCCAAUGCCUGAGCUCCGGCGACCGGAAGAGGAUCUCCCUGGUUUGUCGCCGAUGGCUCGCCGUGGACGGCCAGAGCCGCCACCGCCUCUCCCUGAGCGCCUCCAGCGAGGCCACCCCCUACCUUCCCGCGAUUUUCACCCGCUUCGAUUCAGUCACCAAACUCGCCCUCCGUUGCGACCGUAAAUCCGCGAGCAUAAACGACGCCGCGUUGGCGUUGAUCUCCCAACGCUGCGGUAACCUCACUCGCCUCAAACUCCGCGGCUGCCGCGAGAUCUCCGAUCUAGGUAUGUUGGCUUUGGCUCAAAAUUGCAAAAAACUGCGUAAAUUCUCCUGUACCUCGUGUAUGUUUGGCGCUAAAGGUAUGAAUGCGCUAUUGAGCAAUUGCUCCUCGCUAGAAGAGCUCUCUAUUAAGCGUUUACGUGGAAUCGAGAACGGGUUCGCCGCCGAGCCGAUUGGCCCCGGCAUUGCCAGUUCCAGUCUUAGGUCAAUUACGCUUAAGGAGCUCUAUAACGGUCAAUGUUUCUCGCCUCUAGUUAUUGAAUCGAAGAAUUUGAAAACGUUGAAAAUAAUUAGGUGUUUGGGGGAUUGGGAUAGAUUACUCGAGUCGGUGGCGGGGCGGAAGAAUUGUUUAAUGGAGGUUCAUUUGGAGAGGCUGCAGGUGAGCGACGCCGGAUUGAUGGCCAUUUCCAAGUGCCCUGAUUUGGAGAUUUUUCAUUUGGUUAAGACUCCCGAUUGCUCCAAUGAUGGGAUUUCCGCCAUUGCUGAGAACUGUAGGCUUUUGAGGAAGCUUCAUAUUGACGGGUGGAGAACUAAUAGGAUAGGUGAUGAGGGAUUGAUUGCUAUUGCCAAGAAUAGUAUGAACCUCGUGGAGUUGGUGCUUACCGGGGUGAACCCAACGUUGGCGAGUUUGAUGGCAAUGGCCUCAAAUUGCCUCAAGUUGGAAAGAUUAGCACUUUGCGGGAGUGAAACCAUUGGAGAUGCUGAGAUUUCGUGUGUUGCUGCAAAGUGCAAGGCGUUGAAGAAGCUCUGUAUAAAGGGUUGUCAUAUUACAGAUUCUGGGAUUGAGGCAUUUGCCACUGGCUGCCCAAAUCUGGUGAAGAUCAAGGUUAAGAAGUGUAGAGGAGUGUCAAGUGGGGUCGUGGGUCAGCUCAGGGCAAGGAGGGAGUCGUUGGCCGUGAAUUUGGAUGUGGACGAGGUUGAGCUUCAGACCAUGGAUUGGAACACGAGCAAUGCAAGCGUACCAGAGUAUAGAGGGGAGUCCGUACAAAUAACUACUCGUGAAGGUGGCAACCGUGCUUCAUCAACAAGUAAUGUAGCUCGAUCGUCCAAUAAGUCGAGGUUUAGCCUAUUGGCUGGAAGGACUCUUGCUGCCUGUGCGUUUCAGAGGUUGAUAAACGGUAAUGGUAGUUCAAAUGAUAGCAUAUGAAUGAAUUGGGUUGGUUGUGAAGAGUGUAUGUAGCUUAUAUUGAUAUGUGGUGGUGGCAUUGCAGUGUUUUGUAUCUAUGUAAACCUGCUGCUCAAAUAUUAUGGUGAGUGAGAUCCAUCUCCUCUAGCACUUUCCAAAGAAUACAGUGUCUUCUGCCUUGCUUUUAAACAUACCAUGUAUUAUUUUGGUUGAUGGUAGUGAUUGAUUUUCCUUGUACAAGCAUGAUAAAUGCAUUUGUCAUAUUGGUUCUGCUA